This is a messenger RNA of Polypterus senegalus (gray bichir), 2622 nucleotides long. RefSeq names its product extracellular calcium-sensing receptor-like. The transcript is spliced from 7 exons. Gene Ontology annotation, biological process: G protein-coupled receptor signaling pathway. NCBI's taxonomy places the organism in Eukaryota, Metazoa, Chordata, Cladistia, Polypteriformes, Polypteridae. The record is from RefSeq and is a predicted model, not a curated record. Gene Ontology annotation, cellular component: membrane. Gene Ontology annotation, molecular function: G protein-coupled receptor activity.
AUGCCUGCCAUUGUCAAUGACGCCCGAAUUGGCAUGCCAGGGAAAGAGGUCACCUGGAAGAAAGAACCUCCGGAAGAUGGGAUCUGCAACAAGAAAAUGCUUGCGCUCACCAGGACCUCUGAUCUGCCAGGAUUUAUUGCUGAUGGAGACAUUGUUAUUGGUGGGCUGUUCCCCAUGCAUUACAGGAUAGCUGAACCAGAUCAGAACUUAACAUACAAACCAACAACUCCAAGAUGUCAUGGCUUUGACACCAGAUCCUUUCGUUGGGCUCAGACAAUGAGACUGGCAAUAAAAGAAGUUAAUGCAAAUCCAAUUUUACUUCCAAAGGUGCAGCUGGGCUACAAAAUUCAUGAUUCUUGUGCUACACAUGUGGCUGCAUUAAGGGCCACCCUAUCCAUAUUUAAUGAACCAAAGGAAUCUUCAAGUAAAAUGUGUUCUGUACAUUCAUCAUUAAAAAUGAUUAUUGGAGAUUCUGGAUCAUCUCAGUCAGCAGUGGUGUCAAGACUACUGCAGCCAUUCAAAAUCCCAAUGAUAAGUUAUUUUUCGACAUGCUCUUGCUUUGGCAACAGACAAGAAUUUCCAACAUUUUUUAGGUUGAUUCCCAGUGAUGAUCAUCAAGUAAAAGCAAUUGCGAAACUUGUUAAAUACUUUGGCUGGAAAUGGGUGGCAGCAGUUUCUGAAGAUGAUGAUUAUGGCAGAUAUGCAUUUCAAGGUCUUUUUGAAGAGUUUAGAAAAAUUGGAGUAUGUGUGGCAUACUAUGAAAUUAUUCCUAAAGUCUAUAACAGAAAAAGGAUUCUUGAAAUUGUAGAUAUAAUUAAGAAGUCCACUGCAAAAGUUGUCAUAUCAUUUGCUGGAGAGGCCGAACUCUACCCUUUAUUUUUGGAGUAUGCAUAUCAAAAUAUCACUGGCAUUCAAUGGAUUGCAAGUGAGGCUUGGGUGACAGCUUCCUUGUUUUCACCAGGGGAAUUCUAUCCAUCACUUGGCGGUAUAAUAGGGUUUGCUAUUCGCAGGGGAGAAAUCACAGGCUUAAAGGACUUUCUCCUUCAAGUUAAUCCAACACUCAACCCUAAUAACUCUCUUGUCAAAGGGUUUUGGAGUACAAUGUUUGGUUGUUCAUUCUAUCCAUGAAACGUAAGUGAUGAGUCUGGAAAAAUGCUUCCCUUUUGUUCUGGUCAUGAGUCCUUAGAAGAAAAAUACUCUACUUACUUGGAUAUGUCCAACACUAGAAUUUCUUAUAAUGUUUAUAAAGCAGUAUAUGCAGUUGCUCAUUCAUUACAUAAUCUGCUUAGCUGUGAAGCUGGCAAAGGACCCUUUGAAAAUUCAUCUUGUGCAGAUAUCACCAACAUCAGCCCAUGGCAGCUGCAACAGUAUAUUCAAAAUGUUUCUUUCAUCAUCAUGGGAGAAAAAAUCAACUUUGAUCAAAGUGGUGACCCUAUUGCAUCUUAUGAUAUCAUAAACUGGCAAAAAGGUUUAGAUGGAGAUAUAAAAUUUGUCACAGUUGGACGCUAUGAUACAUCUAAUGGUGCUGGAAAGGAGCUAUGGAUUCAGGAAGAUGGAAUCAUCUGGACAAACCAUCAAACUAAGGUACCAACAUCAGUAUGUUCUGAAAGCUGCCACCCUGGCACAAGGAAAGGAGUUCGCAGAGGACAACCUCUGUGUUGUUUUGAUUGCAUACCAUGUGCUGACGGGGAAACUAGUAAUCAAACAGAUUCAGUAGAAUGUACUCAGUGUCCUUCAGAUUACUGGUCCAAUGCUGAAAAAACAGAAUGCAUACCAAAAGAGAUUGAAUUUCUUGCUUAUGAUGAAUUUGGAGCUUCAUUAACUAUGAUCGCUUUAUUUGGUGCUUGCCUUACAUUUGGGGUCCUUGGCAUAUUCCUUUAUUAUACAAAUAGCCCCAUUGUCCUGGUGAACAAUUCUGAACUCAGUUUUUUCAUUCUUAUUUCACUGGCCCUCUGCUUUCUGUGCUCCAUUGCAUUCAUUGGCGAGCCUGCUGAUUGGUCUUGCAUGUUUAGGCACACAGUGUUUAGUGUUACCUUCUCAUUAUGUAUAUCCUGUAUUCUUGGCAAAACAGUUGUUGUGUUAAUGGCUUUCAAAGCCACACAACCUGGGAGCACCAUCAUGAAAUGGUUUGGGCCUUUACAGCAAAGAAUCAUGAUUUUCUGCUGCACCUUUAUUCAGAUUGUUAUUUGUGCAAUUUGGUUGAUUUCUAUGCCCCCUUUCUCUGUCAAAAAUACCAAAUACAACAAUUCUAAAAUAAUACUGGAAUGUCAUGUGGGUUCUGCUUUGGCCUUUUGGUGUGUCUUGUGCUACAUUGGAGUUCUUGCUUGCAUGUGUUUUGUUCUGGCUUUUCUGGCAAGAAAACUCCCUGGUAACUUCAAUGAAGCCAAGUACAUAACAUUCAGCAUACUCAUCUUUUGUUCUGUGUGGUUGGCAUUUAUUCCAGCAUAUGUCAGCUCACCUGGCAAAUACACUGUUGCAGUGGAAAUAUUUGCCAUUCUUGCAUCUAGUUUUGGAUUGCUUUUCUGUAUAUUCGCUCCAAAAUGUAAUAUUAUUUUACUGAAACCUGAAAAAAAUACCAAGAAGGGCAUUCUUGGCAAAAGUAAUACAAAUACAUACAAUUAA